This is a messenger RNA of Paramisgurnus dabryanus, 1250 nucleotides long. It is a transcript of the gene arpc5la, whose product is annotated as actin related protein 2/3 complex, subunit 5-like, a. Gene Ontology annotation, biological process: Arp2/3 complex-mediated actin nucleation; regulation of actin filament polymerization. The record is from RefSeq and is a predicted model, not a curated record. Gene Ontology annotation, cellular component: Arp2/3 protein complex; actin cytoskeleton. Lineage: Eukaryota; Metazoa; Chordata; Actinopteri; Cypriniformes; Cobitidae.
GUGCAAUUCCGUUUCCGCUCUGCUCGUGAUUUUUGUCCGCUCUGCAGGAAUGUGUGGAAAUGCUCGCGCUGGAGAAGAGGUAACAACCGCACCUUUCUGCUGACAAAUGAACCGACUCACGGCCGUCCGUGCCUUUGGGUUUCGGCGCUGAGGGAAACGGAGACUGACUCGGAUCGCCGUGUAGCUAAAUAUCUCUCCGAUUAUUCCACAUUCCCGCAUGAUUGAUUGAAGCCGACCCUCCUCAUGGCGAAAAACACUCUGUCCUCGCGAUUUCGGGGAGUCGACAUCGACGAAUACGACGAGAAUAAAUUCGUGGACGAUCAGGAUGAGGCGGCCGAACAGCAGGGACCAGACGCGUCUGAGGUUGACAACCUCAUCAGGCAAGGAGAAAUGAUGAUGGCAUUUCACAUCGCCCUGAAAAAUCCACCAAUCAACUCCAAGAAUCCAGCAGUGAAAGAGCGAGCCCAGGCCGUGGUGUUGCGAGUGCUGACUUCGUUUAAGGGCAGUGAUAUUGAGCCAGCUGUGAAGUCUCUGGAUAGGAAUGGAGUGGAUUUGCUGAUGAAGUACAUCUACAGAGGCUUUGAGAAGCCAUCAGAUAACAGCAGUGCCAUCCUGCUGCAAUGGCAUGAAAAGGCCUUUGCUGUGGGUGGUCUGGGGUCCAUCGUUCGAGUGCUUACUGCAAGAAAGUCUGUCUGAUAAACCAAAAGAAGAAACCAACCACAGGAUCUACCAUUUCUCUUUCUUAGACACAGACUACUUCUGAAAACCUUCUGGAGAAAUCACACACCACUACCGCAGCCAAAACAUUAUUUCACUCUGUGUGGAAAUACUGUAUGAUAUUUAAUGUAAAUUAUUGAUUCUUGAAUAUGUUCUUACAAAAGUCAUAAAGCCAGACACGUUUUUGACCGAUGAAAGUGAAGUGGUUUUUGCAACAGUCCAUGAACUGCAAAAGAAAGACAUUGAAUCUGUUAAAGAGGCUUUGCUGUAUAAGCCCUGAGCCGCUAUUCAGGGUAUUAAAUACUGUGACAAAUACAAAAGUUGUAUUUGCUGGUUUUAUUUAGUUGGCACUCUUGGAUGUGUAGUUCUUGUUUCUUUAGUUCCAAUUCUCAGUUUUCUUAUUGUACAGAAAGAGGAUGAUGUUUAAUAUAUAGUAUUUAGGUGGUGGAUAUAUGGUUCAAUUCAUAGUGUGGGGUCGAGUUGGGUUGGGAAGGUUAUUGUGAAGUGCCUGGUGCAAUAAAGAAUAUAAAGUA